Messenger RNA from Myotis lucifugus (little brown bat), 652 nucleotides. RefSeq names its product zymogen granule protein 16B (gene ZG16B). Lineage: Eukaryota; Metazoa; Chordata; Mammalia; Chiroptera; Vespertilionidae. Bases 63 to 578 code for a protein of 171 amino acids. The record is from RefSeq and is a predicted model, not a curated record. The transcript has 4 exons.
CGCCAGGCUUGGGUGACAAGACUUUCCUGGCCAGGAGCCUUGGGACACGGGAGCCAGAAACCAUGCUGCUGUGGCUGACCCUUACCAUCCUGUGGAGCACCACCUGCUGGGCAGAUCAGAUGUAUGGGAAUGGAGGAGGCACGUAUUUCAGUUCCUCUAUAGACAAUAAAAAUGACAUAUCUGGGAUCCGGGUGUCUAUAAGUCCUAUAGGCAUAAUUAGGAGUAUCCAGCUGAGAUAUGGAUCCGCUUGGAGCCAAAUAUAUGGCGUCUCAGGUGGGCAUGCCCAGGAAUUCAUCCUGCAGCCAGAUGAAUACAUUAUAGGGCUGGUCGGCUCACACAGGGUCUACCUCCGCUACCUGGUUGUAUACACCAACUUGGGGCGCUGGGCCCCAUUCGGGCAGGAGAGUGGCCGCAGCUUCAUCGUCUACCCCAGCGAGCCCGGUAAGGUGCUCACAGGACUCUUCGGCCAGACUCAACUCCUUGGCAUCACAGGCAUCGGUUUUAAAUGGGAUUAUCCUCUAGCAGAGCAGGAGUCUACACCACCAAGCACACCCCAGAAUACUGAAGUAUCUGGCUGAUACGCCAAGGUCUCAGCUUGGUCCCUAGUCAGGGCACAUACAAGAAUCAGCUAUGAAUGCAUAAAUCAGUAGAA